GCUGACAUGGCGGCAGCGGCGGCGGCUGCUUGGCAACGGGCGUGAGUGAGUGAGUGAGGCGGCGGCGGCGAGAUGUUCCUGGUGAAUUACAGCAGCAGCAGUGAGGAUGAGGAUGAGGAGGAGGAGCCGCGGCCGGGGGUCCGGGUAGAUGUCGGAGCCGCCGCCGCCGCCUGCAGCGAGGAAGUGAAGUCCCAGCGCCUGCCUAUCCCAGAGAGUGUGAUGGGAAUGUUCUCGCAAUCAGAGGAGCACCUAGACGAUAGCAGUAAUCACGAUGGUCGAAUCCGCAGCUUCCUGCACCAACGAGGGAACUGGUCAACACUGGUCUACGUGGAGUAUUAUCCUGAAGAGGAGUUUGUGGAACUUAUUGAUCUAUUACUGACACACCUGCAAGCGCACAAGCUGCCAAUGACUCGGGUAACGGAGUUCCAUGUAAGUCUGUCACAGACCGUGGUACUGCGCCAUCAUUGGAUAAGCAUUUUUGUGGAGUCGUUAAAGGAAAAGAUGACCUUUUUUGACAGGUUUUACUGCCUUUCGGAUAAAGUAAAGAUCUACACUAAUGAAGAGAAGACCAGGACCUUCCUUGGUCUAGAGGUUUCAGCUGGCAGCAACUAUCUACUGGAACUGCUCAAAGAAGUGGAUAAAUCCAUGGAGGAGUUUAACCUGAAAACUUAUCAUAAGAGCCCUUCCUUUCACAUCAGUGUGGCCUGGUGCUUGGGGGAUCUGACUGCUGAACUCGAGAAACACCAACAUGAGUUGCAGGUUCCCGCAGUUGGAGCUCCCGAAGUUGGUUCAGGCAAAGGCCCCCAACUCCUCGAGGGGCAGUGCGGACGGAGAUACGAUACGGAAAAAAAUCGCAUCUCCGUCGAGGACAUGGUGGAUAAAUUUGAAAACAGUGCCAGAAUCCUCCAACACUACGCAGAUCAGGUUCGAUGCAAGACAGGAAACAAAGUGUUCUCGUUUUCCUUGCGAUAGCGACAGAUGCAAUCUCUUUGAGGGCUCAACUUGAAGGUGGAACUUGACCGCUGGCUGAAACAAUGCUAUAACAACGACGUUACCUCAGUGCCAGUCAUGGAUCACGCAUAAUGUCUAGUUCAUCAAUGUACGGACUAGUCCUUUUUGAAAAAUGAAGGUAACUGCACUUUUACAUGGAGCAACAAAAUUAAAUGUGUAAAAAUAAGAUUUAGUCUUGAACUCAACGCUGGAGUGAAAUGGGUGAACACAAAUAAUUUAAAAGCCAUUAUAUAUCUGGAGAUAACUGCCUCAAUGUCAGUGGUCUGACGAAGUCUAUUGCUAAGUUACAAACAAUGUUUAUAAUAUUUUCACCACAUGCACUAAAGUGGUUUAAAAUAUUGCAAAACAGCUGAGCUUUACUGUAUUUAAACAUUUUCCUAUUUUUGUUUGUCUUUAUCUUUUUAUAAAACAUUUUUCAUGGACUUUCUUAUUAAACCAAAGAUUGAAGAUUUGAA
Amblyraja radiata (thorny skate) is the source of this 1466-nucleotide messenger RNA. It is a transcript of the gene usb1, whose product is annotated as U6 snRNA biogenesis 1. Gene Ontology annotation, molecular function: 3'-5'-RNA exonuclease activity. Gene Ontology annotation, cellular component: nucleus. Gene Ontology annotation, biological process: U6 snRNA 3'-end processing. NCBI's taxonomy places the organism in Eukaryota, Metazoa, Chordata, Chondrichthyes, Rajiformes, Rajidae. The transcript has 9 exons. The record is from RefSeq and is a predicted model, not a curated record. Bases 73 to 972 code for a protein of 299 amino acids.